AUGUUGACUAAAUUCAUAUUGAUUUUUGUAUCUGUAUUCAUAGGGAUUGUGACAUUAGACAGUUGUCAAGGUCAAAGAGAUGCACCGAGGUAUUUCCAUAAAACCAACACUACUAUUAAACACCCAACUACUCAUGAUGUGCAAACGAGGACUCACCACACCGCAACAACAACAGCAGCAGCAGCAGCAAAAACAACUGCAAGGCAUUACCAUGUGACCUCAACUCCAAGAUAUUACACUACACCGAGGACUGCACUACACACUGUUCAUCCCACACGAAAAACGACUCACCACACCGCAACAACAACAGCAGCAGCAGCAGCAAAAACAACUGCAAGAUAUUACACUACACCGAGGACUGCACUACACUCUACUCAUCCCACACGAAAAACGACUCACCACACCGCAACAACAACAGCAGCAGCAGCAGCAAAAACAACUGCAAGGCAUUACCAUGUGACCUCAACUCCAAGCCACACUACUAAAGCGGUACAAAAGAAAUGUUUAAAGAAAAUGAAACCAAACGAUUUGAUGAACUUAAUACUUGGCUUGAUUCCUCGAAUCUGAUUACUAAUCAAAAACAAUUGAAUUCGCAGAAAACGAAAAUCUUCAAAAGCUUGCAGAACUUUUCGAGGAAUUAUUCAAACAUUAAAUGAAUGUACAACGCUCUUUUUUAACGAAAAUACCAGUUAAAGCGAAAUUUUCUUAAUACACUAUCAAUUCAUCAUUCAAUAAUUUGUUUUUGAUAAUGAUAAUAAUAAUUCAC
This is a messenger RNA of Schistosoma curassoni, 766 nucleotides long. Lineage: Eukaryota; Metazoa; Platyhelminthes; Trematoda; Strigeidida; Schistosomatidae. The record is from the annotation of a GenBank genome assembly.